Messenger RNA from Truncatella angustata, 846 nucleotides. RefSeq names its product kinase-like domain-containing protein. The coding region runs from base 1 to 846 and encodes 281 amino acids. NCBI's taxonomy places the organism in Eukaryota, Fungi, Ascomycota, Sordariomycetes, Amphisphaeriales, Sporocadaceae. The record is from RefSeq and is a predicted model, not a curated record. The transcript has 2 exons.
AUGGAGAUACUUCACGAAUCCAGCUUCUUCCGGGAGACUCGCGCACCUGCCCUUCCCGAACCAGAAGAAGUCAGGAAACUUAAUCGGUUAUCUGGCAAUGACGGUAGCACGAGCUUCGAUCGCCCUCCGCCUGUCAUCAUACCCUCAUUAGGCCUCGUCGUGAAGUAUGGAGGCAAUGUCACUAUAGCCGAGGCUCAGACUCAAGUGAUGGUAUACGAGCGGUUGAAUGGCCAAGUGCCAGUCCCGGAGGUAUAUGGUUGGGCCAAGGAUGGGGAUCAGAGGUUCAUAUAUAUGUCCUUGGUAGAGGGUGAUCAAUUGAACACGCGAUGGUCCGACCUGAGCGAAGGCGAGAGGCAAGCUGUAUGCCAGGAACUCAGGAAAAUGGUAGAGGCAUGGAAGGCGGUGGAACAAGAUGGAGACUGCCGUUACCUGGGGUGUCUUGGUAAACGACCUUUUAACGAGGUCUGCCUCAAAGACUAUGCGGCACUCGUUGGUCCGUUUGAAGGCGUAGACGCCGUCCAGCAGUUUCACAAUGUCUGCGGAAUCGAGAUCCACGACGAGAUUCCCAUUCAUUUCACGCACGCCGACAUCACCCCAGUCAACAUUCUAUUGGGGCCAGGGCCACAGCCGAAAGUGGCAGCGAUCCUUGAUUGGGGUCAAGCAGGGUGGUAUCCCAUGUAUUGGGAGUACUGCAAGGCCCAUCGCGUGACACUGGAGCCAGAAGAUUUCGAUGCUGCCUCCCAGAAUGCCUGGAGUGAAAGAUACCUGCCCUUAGUAGUGGAUCCAGUUGACCUGGAGAAGUAUUACUUACCCUGGCUUCGAUUCUGCUUGUCAAAAGGGUUCUGA